Symbiodinium pilosum is the source of this 581-nucleotide messenger RNA. NCBI's taxonomy places the organism in Eukaryota, Dinophyceae, Suessiales, Symbiodiniaceae. The record is from the annotation of a GenBank genome assembly.
GUCUUCGCAUCUUGAUUUAUGGAGACUCAUUGACGGCGGGGGCUCCUUCUUUUACCCCUUUCGGGGAGGCCCUUUGUCAGUCUCUGGAAUCCAAGGGAUAUCAGGUGCAUGCGACCAUUUGUGGCCUUUGCGCCUCCACUGCACAUCAGAUGCUGGCAGCAGUGGAGGAGCCAUUGGUACUGGAUACCUUGGGAAGUCGUUGGGGCUCCGGGCUCUUACCGCUCCUACACUCUUCUGGCACUACCGUGGAUCUUGUCUUGCUCAUGGUAGGCACCAAUGAUCUGGCGCAGCCUACUCCAUCAGAUGAGAUCUUCGCUGCUGUGCGUGGGCUUCAUGCAGUCUGCCACAGCGCUGGUGUGCGGACUGUUGCUCUUGGCAUCCCAGAUGCCGGAGGCAGGGGAGUAGCCCGCUUGGGCCGCGGGCUCGUAGCGCGCAAGCAGGCAGUCAAUGAGUCCUUGGCCCACUGGGCCCGCAAUGGGGUCGGACUCAGUGGGCCUGAGCUCUUCAUCAACACCGUGGGUCUCAUGCCCUUUGGCCCAAAGAGUCGCCAAGCAGGAGUCUGGGCUAGCUUUGGCGUAUAA